Messenger RNA from Onthophagus taurus, 2507 nucleotides. RefSeq names its product hemocyte protein-glutamine gamma-glutamyltransferase. NCBI's taxonomy places the organism in Eukaryota, Metazoa, Arthropoda, Insecta, Coleoptera, Scarabaeidae. The record is from RefSeq and is a predicted model, not a curated record. Gene Ontology annotation, biological process: peptide cross-linking. Gene Ontology annotation, molecular function: protein-glutamine gamma-glutamyltransferase activity.
UUCAAAUUACAAAUCUGGUUCACAAUAUAAGGCUGAUAAAGAAAACUUAAUUUCUUAUUAAUUGAUUCAAAAUAAAGCGCCUGCGGUUUCCUUUCGCGUCGUUUACUAAAUAUUAUCAACCGGAAUUUGGUAAUUACUCCAUUUGUGGUUUAAGCGUGAUAAGAAAAGGGUUAAAAGUGAUGAGAUAAAUAGAAUUUUGGCUCAUUUGUAUUUCGUUUCUUGUGUGGUGUAUAGUUAAAGAGAAAAAUAUUAUUGUUUUUGGAUAAAUAAAAAAAUCAUUUAAAAAUGACGGAUAAUCUCGAGGUAGAAUUAGUUUAUCUUUAUCCCUUGGAGAAUGCAAGAAGACAUAAAACCGAUAAAUACGAAGUUGUAAAUGAACAAGAUCCAACUCCUGUGUUUAGAAGAGGAUACACUUUCAUUAUGAUUAUCAGAUUUUCAAAUCGCGAAUAUGAUGAAAGCUCAGAUGUCGUUAAACUUCAUUUUAAUUAUUAUGGAUCUGCAAAGAAUAUCAUGAAAGGAACUAAAGGAGUAAUACCUUUAAAAUUGAAAUCUGAUGAUUUAAAAGAUGAUACUUUUAAUGGAAAAAUUAUUGGGCAACAAGAAAAUACGAUAACCAUAGAAGUUUGUAGUCCUUAUACUUGUGCGGUUGGUUUGUGGGAAUUACAAGUUGUAACCAGUGUUCAAAACUCAGUUGAUGAUCCAACUGUUUAUAAUCAUCCGGGACAGAUUUAUAUUUUAUUUAAUCCAUGGCAUAAAAGUGACUUAGUUUACAUGCCAGAUGAACGCUUAUUAGAAGAAUACAUUCUUAUGGAUGUUGGAAAAAUUUGGAUUGGACCAUUAGGAAGUUGCAGAGGUCGUGAAUGGGUUUUUGGACAAUUUGACGCUACCGUUCUACCAGCUGCUAUGCUUAUGCUAGAAAUGUGUCAAAUGCCGCAUUAUCGUCGUGGUGAUCCUAUAAGCUUAUGUCGAAUUAUUUCAAAAAUGGUUAACAAUAACGACGAAGAUAAUGGAAUUCUCGUUGGAAGAUGGGACGGCGAUUACAUCGAUGGAACUGCACCAUCAGCUUGGACUGGAUCGGUUGAAAUUCUCCAACAAUAUUUGGAAACUCAACAAUCCGUAAGCUACGGACAAUGUUGGGUUUUCUCAGGAGUUGUUACCACAAUUUGUAGAGCUUUGGGGAUACCAUCAAGAGUUGUUUCAAAUUUAGUAUCAGCCCAUGACGCAAAUGCGUCUUUAACAAUCGAUAAAUAUUUCAAUAUGAUCGAUGAGGAAUUAGAAUAUGAUCCAAUGAACGAAAUCGGGGAAGAUUCCAUAUGGAAUUACCACGUAUGGAACGAUGUUUGGAUGGCAAGACCAGAUCUUCCAAAAGGAUAUGGUGGUUGGCAAGCAAUCGAUGCUACACCCCAAGAAAGAUCAUCUCAUUCCCAAAUCUACGAGUGCGGUCCAGCAUCUUUAGAAGCCAUAAAAUAUGGAGUUGUUGGAAUGAAUUACGAUGUUGGAUUUAUGGUCGCUUCUGUUAAUGCAGAUUUAAUGAGAUGGAAAGAAGAUCCUAAAGAAGAAUUGGGAUUUUCAAAAAUUUAUUGCAACAAACAUCAUAUUGGGAGAUUGAUUUUAACGAAAAAACCAUUUUUGUUUGAUCCAAAUGGCGAUAGAGAUCGUGAAGAUAUCACCGAACAGUACAAACCAAAAGAAGGAACUGAAGCUGAAAGAUUAUCGUUGUAUAAUGCAGUAAGAAGUACAAGAUUAGCAAAAAAUUUUUAUGCUUUACCAGAUCCUAAUUUAGAAGACAUUGAAUUCGAUUUGGUUGAACUUGAUCGAAUUCGAAUUGGCGAAGAUUUCAGUGUAAUCGUUCGCAUGAAAAAUAAAUGCGAUGAAGAAAGAAAUGUUCGAGCUGUUUUAUCAUCCACCAGUGUGUUUUAUACUGGUAUAAAAGCGAAUCUCGUGAAAAAAGCUGAAGGAAUCUUUAAGCUAAAACCACACUCAUCUGAAAGACUCGAAUUAAGAAUUGCUGGUGAUGAAUACAUCGACAAAUUAGUCGAAUAUUGCAACAUGAAAUUGUGCGCAGUUGCAACUGUAACUGAAACUCGUCAAACUUGGGCUAAUGAAGAUGAUUUUCAAGUUGUUAAACCAACCAUAACAAUUAAAAUUCCAUCAGAAAUUCCAUGUAAAUCCCCAACACGAGUUCUUCUUCAAUUCAUCAAUCCAUUGAAGAAAACGUUAACAAACUGCAAAUUUAAUCUUUCUGGGCCAACUUUAUUAAGAAAUCAUAUUCUUUCCAUUGCUGAUGUUGAAGCUGGAGAAUUGGUGAGCGCUGAAACGGAAAUUGUACCAAAAAUAGCUGGAGAACAAAAACUUAUAGCGACUUUUUGGUCAAAAGAACUUUCAGACAUCACUGGUGCUUCUAAAGUUGAAGUCACCGAAGAAGAGGAAUAAUACAAUUAAUACUUUUCUUUCAAUUAUUAAUGUUUAAUGCUUUGUUUUAAAUAAAUACAUGUUUAUUUCAAAAA